This is a messenger RNA of Vigna umbellata (rice bean), 3146 nucleotides long. RefSeq names its product serine/threonine-protein kinase Nek5-like. Gene Ontology annotation, biological process: microtubule-based process; protein phosphorylation. The record is from RefSeq and is a predicted model, not a curated record. Lineage: Eukaryota; Viridiplantae; Streptophyta; Magnoliopsida; Fabales; Fabaceae. Gene Ontology annotation, molecular function: ATP binding; protein serine/threonine kinase activity. Gene Ontology annotation, cellular component: cortical microtubule.
AUGGCUCUUAUUGCUCGAAUCCAGCAUCCUUACAUUGUGGAAUUCAAGGAGGCAUGGGUUGAGAAGGGUUGCUAUGUCUGCAUUGUCACUGGGUAUUGUGAAGGUGGAGACAUGGCUGAAUAGAUGAAAAAAUUAAAUGGUGCUUACUUUCCUGAGGAGAAACUCUGCAAAUGGUUCACUCAAUUACUGUUGGCAGUGGAAUACCUGCAUUCAAAUUUUGUUUUGCAUCGUGACCUGAAGUGUUCCAACAUCUUUCUUACCAAGGAUCAGGAUGUUCGCCUAGGGGAUUUUGGCCUUGCUAAGACACUAAAAGCAGAUGAUUUGGCUUCCUCGGUGGUAGGAACUCCUAAUUACAUGUGUCCUGAACUGCUUGCUGAUAUACCGUAUGGAUUCAAAUCUGAUAUUUGGUCACUAGGGUGUUGUAUAUACGAGAUGGCUGCUCAUCGCCCUGCUUUUAAAGCUUUUGAUAUGGCAGGGUUGAUAAGCAAGAUAAACCGUUCUUCCAUUGGCCCUUUGCCUCCAUGUUAUUCCCCUUCCUUGAAAACACUGAUAAAGGGCAUGCUAAGAAAAAAUCCUGAACAUCGACCAACAGCAUCUGAGGUGUUAAAGCACCCUUAUUUACAGCCUUAUGUGGAUCAAUACCGUCCAGCUUUCAGUCCUCCAUCAACCUGUUCUCCUGAAAAAUCAAUUUCUACUGUCAACUAUCCUCGGAAAAAUAUGGCUGAAAGUCAAAACAGUAAUAGUUCCAACAGUGACAAAGAUAGUUUGAUGUCAAAUGAGAAAAGCAUUGCAACAGCAGUACCAAAGUGUGAGAACAAAGCCACUGAGAUGGAUCAAACAUCACUCGAUGAUGAUGGUUCAGAGGAAGAAAGUGGCUCUAGAAAUGCCAAUGGCAAUACCAAAACAGCUGAGCAAGAGGCGAUGAAACCAUCUCAUAAUGCACACCAUUCUCCCGUUGAAUCUAAGCAGCCAAAAACAAUUAGAAAUAUAAUGAUGGCAUUGAAAGAAGGAAAGGUUAGAGAAGCAACUUCUCCAAUGAGAGGCAAUCGUGUAAAGCCUGGUGGUGUAUCAACUCAGAAAAUAAGUACUGAGACAUUGUCUAAAUUGCCUAAGCCUAUUUUUAUUGCUCCUAUUGUGAAACCUAUGGUAGAGUCACCAACUGUUGCACUUGCACGGGCAACCCCUGACUCUGCAAAAAGAAUGCAGGGGUCACAUCAAUCAAAGCAACAGUUUCUGAUGGUAGAAGCCUCACCAAAACUUAAAGCUAGACAUGAUUUGACUCCACCACCUGCAGUUGUCAAACAAGUAGAUGGAGAUGUUCCUCCCAGGCCAAGACAAAGGACUCCCCCAAGCUUACUUAGACGACCUUCAUUUUCUGGAAGGAUGAGGCUGGUUGGAAUUGAUGUUUCAAAUGCAGCAAAUGAUACUGGAAAGCUAGGCACAGAUAAAAUAGUUCAGGAACAUGAGAUGAGCCCUUCUCAGUUGGCUGACGACAAUGUACCACCAAGUAUUUCGAGACAGGUUACUAGAGAGCCCCUGAAGGUUUUUGAAAGAAGUUCAAGAGGAAUGCAAACAGAUAGCAGCAAUUCUGCUUCGUCUUCGGUUUCUAUCCGAGGUGAACUUGCUGAUGAUGCCACAACUUUUAUUGACAUGAAAGAACAGAUGCUUCCUGGACAUUCGAAUGUAAGCCACAUUGGAGGUGUGGAAUCAUGUCCUGACAGCAGCCCGCUGAAUACUUGUGCACAUUGUAAGGUGGUUGAAAAUGUUCCUGAAGAUUCAUGUGAGAUUGCCAUGAAUUUUCACAAUACUAUAAGCAGUAAUGAGAAAGUGAAUUCCAGUUUAAGUCAAGAUCACCAUGUUGAAGAUUCUAAGGUAGCACUGGCUUCAGAAAGGGGUCUUCUUAAAUCCCAGCCAACUAUGUCUACUACUACUUCUGGCUGUGAUGAUGGAUCUGUUGAUCACUCUGCUGGAGCCACCAAUGAAAUCAAAGAUUUUCAAGAUAUUACCAAGGAAAUGCCUUUGGCCAAGUCUACGAAACACGCAUCCCCAAGUUCUGGAGAAAAGUCUGUUCACACAGAAGUUAGUCCAGAAAGUGAACCCGAACUCCUUAUUCAGCCAGCACUUGGAUGUAAGUCCCCUGGUGAUGACAAAUUCACAGUGAGAGAGAGACUGUCACCUGUCGUUGAAACUGUUCCUCUGGUUACCCCUACUAAAUUAUCAAGCCAGAAAGUUUUGCAAGAGAAAGGAACUGUGCUGCAGAGUCCAGCACCAGAAAGGCCUGAUACUGGCCAUCUUCCUCCAGCUUUUGAUGAUGUUAUCCAUGUCAUACGUCAUAGUAGUUACCGCGUUGGCAGUGAUCAGCCAGUGAAGGAAUCUGUGGAGAUGGGAGUUCAAAAUGUAGAUGUUGGUAAGUUUAUCAAUGUUGUGAGGGAUGAUUUAGAAAUGAGGAACAUAACGUCACCUUUGACUCUCAAAUCUUCAAGUUGCUCUGAUGUUACAAGCUUGAAAUCUGACCAGUUGGAAAUGAAAAACUUAAACACUCCUCCUAUCCUUAAAUCUUCAAGUUUCUCAGAAUCAAGCAAUUCUGAUCAUCCUGGUCUUAAGGAGCAAGAUGUGAGUAACCCUCCUCCACUAGUUUCAGAACCUGAAUCUACUGAGCUCAGUAAAAGUAACACUCCUGGGAAUGAAGAGAAACCACCAGCAAAGGAAACAUUGGAUGUGAAAUCUUUCAGACAGAGAGCAGAGGCACUUGAAGAGCUCUUGGAGUUGUCUGCAGAGUUGCUGCAGCAAAACAGAUUGGAGGAACUUCAAGUUGUUCUGAAGCCUUUUGGGAAAGAUAAGGUCUCCCCAAGGGAGACAGCCAUAUGGUUAGCCAAGAGUCUCAAAGGAAUGAUGUCUGAGGAAAGUGGGGGACGCUCUUCAUAAGGUAUCUCAAUUAGUGAAUUCUUAUGCGAUAAAUUCACUUGUAUUUCAUGUUUAAAAUUUGCUCUUAAAGUUAGUCCAUAGCUAUUCAAGCACCACUUGAAUCCAUAAGAGAACAAAUUGUCUGUCCCUUCUUCCAUUAUUGUAAUUCUUUCAGUGCUUUUAAUGCUAUUGUAAAUAGUGACCAUACAAAUUAAUAACAUCAACUUACGAUUAAAUUGUUA